This is a messenger RNA of Cucurbitaria berberidis CBS 394.84, 2402 nucleotides long. RefSeq lists its product as uncharacterized. NCBI's taxonomy places the organism in Eukaryota, Fungi, Ascomycota, Dothideomycetes, Pleosporales, Cucurbitariaceae. Gene Ontology annotation, cellular component: nucleus. Gene Ontology annotation, molecular function: DNA binding; DNA-binding transcription factor activity, RNA polymerase II-specific; zinc ion binding. The transcript has 5 exons. Gene Ontology annotation, biological process: regulation of DNA-templated transcription; DNA-templated transcription. Bases 166 to 2061 code for a protein of 631 amino acids. The record is from RefSeq and is a predicted model, not a curated record.
CAACCUUUCCUCACUUUUAUUCCCGUCUCACUCGUACAACGCCCGCGCGUGACAUCCAUGCCACACAAGCCCAUGGUGUCCUGUCGCAUCAGUCGGGAUUAAACUUAAACACCUGGCGCCUUGGCCCGCCCAUGCGCGACACCCGCCAGCCUGCAGCCGCCCACUAUGGAUGACGACGGCACCCAGCCCUCGACCAGCCCUGAUCGGCCCGCGAGCGCACGCAGCAGCGCAACACCAGGCCACGACCUGCCGCCCAGGAAAAAGCAAAAGAGAAACAAGCCCACGCUGAGCUGCGAAGAGUGCGUCGAGCGCAAGACCAAGUGCGACCGCACCCGCCCCCAUUGCCUGGCCUGCAUCAAGCGACAUUCAACAUGCAGGUACUCUGAUAUCGCGAACCUCAUUGCCUUGUCGGCAGACAAGGUUGGCGCCGCGCGUAUUCCGGGACGAUCCAGAAAACAGAGCACCAAACCCACGCUUGGCGACGAGACGCAGCCACAGCCACAUGCGCUCCCGGUUCAGUUGCCUGCUCAGGUACCACCCACGCCCAUACGGACGCAGUACCGUAGUGUAUCGUUGUCUUCGUCAGGAUCCUCGCCAUUCUUGUUGUCCAACAUACCAUACACAAAUCACACGCCUACACCCUUCUUUGGCCUUGGCUCCGAGCAUCCUUUCGCCAACUACUGGACUAGUCGAGGCGGCCUGGCCGAGGUCGUGGGCGUACUGCCAGCCAAGGAGCAAGCAGACAUCCUCGUAGACAAGUACUUCGAUGCCGUCGACCCGGUGUACCCCAUGGUCCACCGGCGGAACUUCUAUGCCGACUAUGAGCGCUUUUGGUCACUGCCGUUGGAGGAGAAGAAAGUCGCAGAUCCAGUCUUGGUAGCCCUCCACUUCGUCGUAUAUGCAAUGGGCACGCAAUUCAUCCACACGCCCUCCAACCAGGAAAAAGCACAAAUGGCCGAGUUUUACGUCUCAGCAGCCCAACAAGCACUACGGUUAUCAUCGUACCUCAGUCGGGCCUCAGUUAGGACACUGCAGGCCAUGGUGUUGAUAGCCUACUUCCUCAUGAACGAUAAUCAUGCUUCGGAUGCGUGGGCCUUUGGUGGCAUCCUCGUACGACAAGCUUACGCCAUGGGCCUACACCGCGACCCAGAUAUCAUCGCCCCUCGCUGCUCACGAAGCGACAAGCAGCAACGGCGGAAGCUGUGGCAGGCCAUAUUCUUCCAGGACACCUUCCUCACAGUCCUUCUCAAGCUGCCACCAACUACAACAUUCUCCGAUAUCGAGCCAGAGUCCCUGAGCGACGAUCUCGAUGACUAUCUCUCGAAUGGCUCAUCCACCAAUGGUACAACAGAUCCUGUCAUCAAUCCAAUGAGUAUUAGCAAUAUCGCCCAACAUGACGUCUAUCCUCAAUACGAGCUCUCAGAUCGCAGAUAUAUCCGCUCAAUGUGGCACAUGGCGAACCUCGUCUCCCGCACGGUAUGCACGCCGCGGUCUCUCGCAACACCUCUCACCACCUCCGUCGCCCACAAGCAGCAGCUCAUUGGCGACUACUUCGCUCUCCACGCCAGUUUUCCAACCUCUCUGACAACCUCAGACGAUGCCACCAUAAGAAACAUGGCGGAGACGAACCCCCGUGGACUACGUCAAAAUUUAUUUUUCCGGAGUAACUUCUGGCAUUGCGUCAUGGCCAUCCAGGCUGACGAAAACCCCAAAGAGGGCGUGCCAUGCGAUGUCAAGGGUACAUUGGAGGCGGCCAGAAUGGGACUACAGUCUUUCUUCCAUUUCUGGGAGUUCCUCAAGAUCGAUGCGAGUGUAUGGUGGGUGUUCCAGCACCGCGCUUUUGAAGAAGCACUCCUCAUGGCACGCAUUCUCGGCCAACAAGAACAGCCUCUCUCCCCCAGUCACAACGGCAUGCCGCCCUCCUCUGACCCUCUACUUCAUUUAGCCAAAGCCGAUGCGCGCAAGUGUCUUGAGAUCUUGGACCUAGUGGGCAUCGCGCCUGAAAUGCAGAAGACGAGGACUGAGGUCCUUAGAACGGCGUUUUCGGAUAUCUUGUGGUGAUGUCAAUUUAGAGCAUGAAAGAGGAACUUGAAGAACGAAAGGAGUAGUAAGAGAUUAUGAUAGGGCUAUAUUUUAUUGGCUACUUCGGAAUCUAGAUGGUGAUUCGAGAAUAUAUGUGUUAAUAGUUGUUUUUUUAUCAAAUAUUGGCGUUUUUAUGUACCAGGCUGAGACGGCCACUUCCAUUCAUCAGGCUGAAACGAUGAUGUCCAAGAAGCCUAGUUGAGGGGUCAUGUACUAGCCAAGUCCGCGUCCGAACACACGGUACAGGACUGAGACAAUUGAAGUCAAGGCCGCACACCACUGGCCCAAUGCUGUAAUGUAUGUCCAAUUGUAGUAACUAU